UAAUGUUUCAGUUUGCUGAAAAUCCAACUUCACAUAAAACGGGGAAAGACGAACUGAGGAGUUUAAUGUUUCACCACCAUGUUCUGACUACUGCUGUAACAGAAAUAACCUGGUUGUGAAAAAGCUCCACCCACUUGCUUUUACCUCCACGCUCAAGUUGUAGCUGUCCCAAAUCCAAUGGCAAAGAGAGAUGUGGACGCACCUCCUCCUCCCUACUACCCUGUUGGUCUACACACUCAGCCCCCUCUCAGGCCAUAUGAAGAAGUGGUGUAUGGCUCAAACCCAGGGCUGACAUUCCCAAACCAGCCCCAUUAUAUCCCUCAGUAUCCCCCACCCGUUGUUCCGCCCCCAGUCACUGAACCCAGUUCAUUGCCUAAGAAGAAAAAGAACUGCGGUGGAAACCAGGCUCAGCUGUUGAAGGCCGGGGCGGCGGCUCUACUGGUGCUUGCUCUGCUGGGAGUCGCAAUAUGGCUUGGAGUUUAUUUUGGCACCAAAGCAUUAGCGGACAGCGAGUACGGUGACAACAGCAAACACGAUGUUGACCGAGGCAAUGUUUUGCUUCAGCAUGACACCUGCUCCAACAACACUGUCCAGUGUGACGCAAUCAAGGACUGCCAACAGGGCUCUGAUGAAACAAACUGUGUGCGAUUCGGAGUGAGCAACAGCCUGGAGGUGAAAACGGCCCAAGAUGGACGCUUCCUGCCAGUGUGUUACAGAGGCUGGAACAAGGAAUAUGCUGACCGUGUCUGCUCACAGCUCGGAUUAAGACAGUCUUAUUUAAGUAAAGAAAUGAAUUCAAAUCCAUCCAUGGCUUUAAAACUGACCAGCAAUUCAGCUUCUCUUGUUCAGGGUCUCUUAACUACCAGUUCUUCCUGUCCAAACGACAAGACCGUCUCUCUGCAGUGUGUGGACUGUGGUAAACAGCCGGCUACAUCCCGGAUCAUUGGGGGCUCUGCGGCUAAAUUGGGUCAGUGGCCUUGGCAGGUGUCGCUUCAGUUCAAAGGAUCCCACGUCUGUGGUGGUAUCCUGAUCUCGCCAGAUUUUGUGCUGACCGCUGCUCAUUGUUUCCCCAAGGAUUACCUCUCUGCUGAAAACUGGAAAGUGUACACCGGAAUUGUGUCUCUGGAUAAGCUAACUCAGCCCCACCUGGUUCAGAAGAUCGUACUCAACGAGAACUACGACAGCAGGACCAGUGACCAAGACGUUGCUCUUCUUAAGCUUACAUCUCAAGUUACUUUUAAUGAUAAUGUUCAGCCAGUCUGCCUUCCACUCAAUGGCCAGGACUUUUCACAGGUACCCAGUUGCUGGACGUCUGGUUUUGGCACUACUAAGGCAGGAUCAGGAACCGUCUCAAGGGACCUAAUGGAAGUGAGUGUGGACAUCAUUGGCACACAGGUGUGCAACCAUCCAUCAGUAUACGGAGGUGGAGUGACCAGUAAUAUGAUUUGUGCUGGGAAAUUGGAAGGAGGCAAAGAUUCCUGCCAGGGUGACAGUGGAGGACCUUUGGUGUGUAAAGCAGACAGUCGUUGGUACCUGGUGGGGAUCACCAGCUGGGGAGCGGGUUGUGGUGAUGUAAACAAGCCUGGUGUCUACACCAGAGUGAGCAGUGUUCUUCCUUGGGUCUACAGCAAAUUGCAGCAAGUGAAACCUUAAUAUCUCCAACACGUCCAGCCAGUUGAUGAAGUCUGAACUGUAAACUCAUGUUUGACGAAGAAAUUGCAACAUAGUGAUGAGACGACACCACAGACUGAAAACGGUUAUAUAAAAGGUUACAUGUUGGCUUAUGGGGGACAGAUAAGCCAACCAGAAAGAUAAUAAAUACUAAGGAAGUUGAUUCAGUAUCAAUCUAGCACUUUUGAUUUUGGGGGUUUCACUCUUACAUUAGCUGGGCUUCAAAAAUGGCUCACCUGUCUAUAUUUAAUUUUUGCCAAUGACAGACCUUAUUAUCAUGAUCCCACUGAUCAAAGGUAGACUUUAAAAAUGAUGAAGGAAUAUAAACAUAUAUAUUUGUAGAGAGAGAUUGUCAAUAGGUAUGUUCUUCUUAGGACAACGUCUGGUUAUUGUUUGUCUGUUUACAGUUUAGAAAUGUACAUUUUACUUUGUACUGAAAUCAGAGAUUUGAAACAUGUUUUUGGAAUUUUGUGAAUAUAAACAAAUUUUUGUGGA
Molecule: messenger RNA, 2166 nt
Organism: Gambusia affinis (western mosquitofish)
Lineage: Eukaryota; Metazoa; Chordata; Actinopteri; Cyprinodontiformes; Poeciliidae
Gene: tmprss13a
Product: transmembrane serine protease 13a
Exons: 13
Coding region: 178-1653 (491 amino acids)
Biological process (GO): proteolysis
Cellular component (GO): membrane
Molecular function (GO): protein binding; serine-type endopeptidase activity
Source: RefSeq, a predicted model, not a curated record